UCUAACUUUCUGCAGCGUGUAACCACGUGUGUGUGUCGGAGUGAGUGAAAUCUCGCCUGAAUUUAUUGGAAUUCCCGUCCUCUCCUUCUUAAAGCUCAUCAAGUAUAAAAUUCAUAAUCAUGUACCGAUUACCAAGUUUAAUUCGUCCAGGAAAGCUAGUACUAUCAAGCCGUACACUUGUCCCACGACUAGGAGCUAGUUUUAGUACCUCCCAACAGCAAAAUGCUAAGGAACUUAAAUUUGGUGCUGAUGCCAGAGCAAACAUGUUGCAAGGGGUGGAUAUUUUGGCUGAUGCUGUUGCAGUCACUUUAGGCCCAAAGGGAAGAAAUGUUAUAAUUGAACAAAGCUUUGGUGGACCCAAAAUAACCAAGGAUGGUGUUACAGUAGCCAAAGCUAUCGACCUUAAAGACAGAUUCCAAAAUAUUGGUGCUCGUCUAGUUCAGGAUGUAGCAAACAACACCAAUGAAGAGGCUGGAGAUGGAACGACAACAGCAACUGUUCUGGCCAGAUCAAUAGCAACAGAAGGUUUUAGUAAGGUGUCUAAAGGUGCCAAUCCACAGGAAGUUAGAAAAGGUGUAAUGGUAGCUGUUGAUAAUGUAGUAGAAUCAUUGAAACAAAUGUCCAAACCUGUCACAACCCCUGAAGAGAUAGCACAGGUAGCUACAAUCUCAGCCAAUGGUGAUAAGAAAAUAGGAGAUCUGAUCUCUUCUGCAAUGAAAAAAGUUGGCAGAAAUGGUGUUAUUACAGUCAAGGAUGGUAAAACUCUUAAUGAUGAAUUGGAAGUUAUUGAAGGAAUGAAGUUUGACAGAGGAUAUAUUUCUCCAUAUUUUAUUAACACAGCCAAAGGCCAAAAGGUUGAAUAUCAAGAUUGUCUUGUACUUUUGUGUCAGAAGAAAAUCUCUUCAAUUCAACAAAUAGUCCCUGCUCUAGAACUUGCUAACACCCAUAGAAAACCUCUCGUUAUUGUUGCUGAAGAUGUUGAUGGUGAAGCUCUUACCACCCUUGUCUUGAACAGACUUAAAGUUGGUCUUCAAAUAGCUGCAGUAAAGGCACCAGGAUUUGGUGAUAACCGUAAGAAUAUGCUUCAAGAUAUGGCCAUUGCAACAGGAGGAAUGGUGUUUGGUGAUGAGGCACUUGAAACAAAGUUAGAAGAUAUCCAGAUACAAGACUUUGGAGAAGUCGGUGAAUUAUCUAUCACCAAAGAUGAUACAUUGUUCCUCCGGGGCAAGGGAAGCCAAGAAGAUGUCGAAAAACGCUGCGAGCAGAUCAAAGAAGAAUUGGAAAGCACAAAUUCUGAUUAUGAAAAAGAGAAGUUCAAUGAAAGACUGGCUAAGCUAUCUGAUGGUGUGGCAAUCUUAAAGAUUGGAGGAUCCAGCGAAGUAGAAGUAAACGAGAAGAAAGACAGAGUUACCGAUGCUUUGAAUGCUACCCGUGCAGCAGUAGAAGAAGGCAUUGUCCCUGGUGGUGGAGUAGCUUUACUCAGGUGUACUAAUAACCUAACCAACCUUACACUAGAUAAUCCCGAUCAACAGAUUGGUGUAGAAUUAGUCAUUAAAGCGCUACGAAAGCCACUACAUACCAUUGCUGAAAAUGCUGGUGUUGAGGCAGCACUUGUUGUUGAGAAGGUAUCAAGACAAGACGGUAACUCAGGAUAUGACGCACUCAAUAACAAAUACGUAGACAUGAUUCAAGAAGGCAUCAUCGAUCCUACCAAGGUUGUACGUACCGCCAUUACAGAUGCUGCAGGGGUUGCCUCACUUCUCACCACCGCUGAGACAGUCAUUGUAGAAGCUCCCAAGGACGAGAAAGAACCAAUGGGAGGAAUGGGUGGUAUGGGAGGAAUGGGUGGAAUGGGUGGAAUGGGAGGGAUGAUGUAAGUUCCUCACUUGGUCACAUAAAUGAUGACUCAUAAAAUGCUCACUCAAGAACUUUAAGCCUAUUGCAAAAAAAGGUAAAAAUCCAGCUCAGAAAACCAACAAGAAUAGAGCCUUACUGCUUCUAAGGGUCGAAAAGAGUUCUUUUAUAAUACCAGCUUGUUGCUAAGUAUUUGUUAUACUUGUAGCAUUCGUGUUUGUGAUUUCGCUGUUAGAUGUUGAGUGUCAUGAAUUGCCUAUCAUUAAAUGUUCUUGCUUAUACAUUGAUUCUUCCUAUGAAAAAUCGUAACUGUAAAAUGAACGCUUUGUAACUUUCUUAUGGGUUGUAACAUUAAAGUGUUUCUCCAA
This is a messenger RNA of Actinia tenebrosa (Australian red waratah sea anemone), 2222 nucleotides long. Its product is annotated as 60 kDa heat shock protein, mitochondrial. The record is from RefSeq and is a predicted model, not a curated record. Gene Ontology annotation, molecular function: ATP-dependent protein folding chaperone; ATP binding. Gene Ontology annotation, biological process: protein refolding. Lineage: Eukaryota; Metazoa; Cnidaria; Anthozoa; Actiniaria; Actiniidae.